Molecule: messenger RNA, 887 nt
Organism: Thelazia callipaeda (thelaziosis nematode)
Lineage: Eukaryota; Metazoa; Nematoda; Chromadorea; Rhabditida; Thelaziidae
Source: the annotation of a GenBank genome assembly
AUGCAAGGAAAAAUUUUUCAUCAAAAACAAGAAUCAAAAUCAGUGUACACAGGUGGUUAUACACCUACGCCAAUUGCACUGUUGAAGUCAGUUGAGAAAGCUAAAGGAGAGCUUGGACAGAAAAAGAAGUCGAAAACAAUUGAAUGCCAAAAUAUAAAAAAUGAUGUAACUGAAGUAAAAAGCAAAAAAAAAGAAACGAAUGGGAAUGAAAAAGACAAAGGGGAAAAUAAUGAAAGAAAAGGUUUCACAAGUUUUGAGACAAGUGAAGCACACGAUGAGCAGAAUCAACGGUGUUCGAAAAAAAGAUUUGAUGAGUCGCUUUCUAUCGAAGAUCUUUUUGAAACCGAUAUGCCAUCAGCAAAAAGAUCGAGGAAUAAUGACAAUGUUAGAGUAAAUUCACAUGCAGUGGUUGAAGAUGAAAAACACGGAGGUAUAGGAAUCAAAAUGAAGAAAAAGCGAGUUACACUCAAGUCGAAAGAUGAUAAGUCUGCUGUUCGGUUUCGUGCCUCAACUAGAAAAAUACGUACGUCUACAUUAGCAGCACAAUUGAUGAAUCGCUAUGAAAAGCUGCAAAAGGAAAAAGACGAGUUGUUGAAAAACUUCAAAUUAAGGGAAGAAGGAGUGAAGGUCAAAACAAUCAGUGCAGAAAAAGAGCUUGAUUUACCACCUACAAUGGCAGUAACUGUUAACAAGGGCAAAAAGCGAGUGGCACAUGUACCUAAAGUAUCAAAAAUUAACAAAGUAGCUUUGAAUCUGCUCGAUCCUUACUCGUGUGGUAAGGUACCGUUUGCACUUCGUCACCGGUAUUUGAACUUAUUCCAUAUAGAAUGUGAGAAAUUUUGCUCACCAAGUGAUGCGGUGACUCAGGUUUUGUUUUUUCAAUAAGC